AAGAAAAAGAUCUAGAACCCUCUACCAUCUAUAUAAACCCCAUUUCCCCCCCUCGUAUGACAAAAGCAAGCAAAACCCUACUUGAAAUCUCUCUGUGCACAAGAAUCCGUCAUGGCCGCCGUGCUCGCUUCCAAAAGAGCCCUCUCUUCCAACCUCCUCCACAGGCUCAUCUCCCCCGUCCGUUCCAUUUCUGCCGCUCCCUCACCCGUCCGAUCUUUCAACACUAAUGCCCAGAUGCGCGACACUGAGGACGAGCGCAGCAUCGACAUCGAUCGCCGCUCCGAUCAGACAUCCCUCUCUCCUCGCCGCAGCGAUUUCUUCUCAGGUAAUGUGCUGGAUCCGUUCUUUCCGUCUCGGAGCUUGAGCCAGGUGCUGAACCUGAUGGACCAGAUGAUGGAGAAUCCCUUCUCGGCGAUGUCGAGAGGCGGAGCGUGGAGGGGAUGGGAUGCGAAGGAAGAUGACGACGCGCUGUACCUGAGGAUCGAUAUGCCAGGGCUUGGGAAGGAGAACGUUAGCGUUACGGCAGAGCAGAAUACGUUGAUAAUAAGAGGAGAAGUAGAGAAGGAGACGGAAGGCGAAGAUAGCGUGAGGAGGUACAGCUCUAGGAUCGAUCUGCCUCCGCAUCUUUACAACAUGGAAGGAAUAAAGGCGGAGAUGAAGAAUGGGGUUCUUAGGGUUGUGGUUUCGAAGGUGAAGGAAGAAGAGAGGAAGGACGUCUUCCAAGUGAAAAUCGAGUGAUGAAAUCAGCUUCUUUUGUUUUUUCGAAUGGUUUUCUCUGACUUUUUCCGUCUGUUCUCAAUCUUCCGUAGGGUUUUAGUGGUGGGUGUUAGUGUCAAAUGUGUGAGUUCCGGUGUAGUUGUUACAAAAUGCGAAGCGUUUAGCUGUUCUAUA
Molecule: messenger RNA, 891 nt
Organism: Magnolia sinica
Lineage: Eukaryota; Viridiplantae; Streptophyta; Magnoliopsida; Magnoliales; Magnoliaceae
Product: small heat shock protein, chloroplastic
Exons: 2
Coding region: 112-738 (208 amino acids)
Source: RefSeq, a predicted model, not a curated record